This is a messenger RNA of Rhopilema esculentum, 4675 nucleotides long. Its product is annotated as F-box/LRR-repeat protein 8. Gene Ontology annotation, biological process: positive regulation of protein ubiquitination. The record is from RefSeq and is a predicted model, not a curated record. Lineage: Eukaryota; Metazoa; Cnidaria; Scyphozoa; Rhizostomeae; Rhizostomatidae. Gene Ontology annotation, molecular function: protein binding.
UUUGGUAUCUGACCAACCCUGGAGGAUUUGAGAGGUUAUCACCAGUGUUUAUUGUCACAUGAGAGAAUGGAGAACUCACCCAAAAGGAAGUGCCAUUGAUUUGAAGUUAGUAGAACAUAACCAUUAUCAGAUCUGUCAGAAGAAGGGGCCUGGAGCCCCCCCCCCUGAGUAAUGUCAAACUGUACUAUAUUUCCCUUAAAACAGUGUUAUGAAUAGGAACAAAACAAUGGGCAGCCCCACCCCAUUAUGAAUUUUGUUCCAAUGGCAAAAGGCUCAUAUCUAACCUAUACUUCAUGUUUUAAUUAUGCUUAAAAUCUAACAUCUUUCUUUAUAUUAUAAAAGUGUUUACAAUGCAAUACACUUUCCAGUGGCAUGGAGCUACUGGUACCUUAGUUGUUGCCCUCAGCCUUUAAGGCCUUAAGGGGGCUAGCAGUCAGGUCCAGUCAGGGCAUCCAUUUCUUUUUGCUCACCUGGGGUCCUACUUUGACAAAGUUUUUUGCCAGUGACUGUUGUUGAUUCGGUAAAGAUAAAAUCUUGUUCAUGUUCUAUAAUAAAACCGCAAGCUAAACUAAGCAGUUGUCUUAUUGUCGAAAAUGGUAAUUUGGUAGCGAUUUGGUAAGACCCUCAAAUCGUUUGGAACCCCCUGUCAGGCCUUAAUGGGAUUCCCCCCUGGGCUUUAAGGUUAAGGUUAUUGGGUAUCGUAAUGCAUGUGGUCCCUCCCUUUCUAGUGUUUUAGGGAUGAGAUUUGUAUUUGAUGUCUGAAAAUGGAAAUCUAUGGGAGUGGCUGCAGGCCCCUUUUUCGACGUCAGAGAAGAUCUUUGAUGACGUCAAACUUUGGCUUACAACUACAGCAACAACAGAUUUGAACAGUGCUGCAACAGGAAAACAAAUUAGCGGGGAUAUGGAGUGAUUGAGAUGGCUGCUGACAACUUCGAAGAACAAUUUGACUGGGCAUCUCUGGUUCCAGAGGUUCUUGUAGAAGUAUUCAGUUUCCUACCGCUAGAAGAUCUUUUCAACGUAUCGAAAGUUUGUAGGGCUUGGAGAAAAGUUUUGGGAAAUGGACGUAUUUGGCAAACAUUACAGCUUACCUUGGAUGAAAAAUUCUUUGAAAACAUUAUACGGACGGAUGAAAAUAGUGCUAUUGUUGAUUUCAUUUGUUCACAUUGUGACAAAGUAAGUAAUCUUGUGAUAUCAGUGGACCAGACCCAAACUGAAAGCACUGCAACUGGACUCCAAAUUUUGCAAAAUCUUACCGCUUUGGGUAGUCGUAGACUAAGGAGGAUUGCCCUAGCUUUCACGAAGGAGAACCCACUCUUUUACUCUGCGAAGACAUUUGUUGAUGUACUUUAUGAUUUGUUCAUAGUGCCUGAAAGUGGUUCAGAUCACUGGGAAAAAUUCGCUGGUGUUGACCUAUCAAAAUUUCCUGUAUGCCUUGAUGACAAAUUAAUAAAUGUUCUCGUAGAAAACCAUUAUACCCAUUUGAGUGAUAUCAGACUUCAAAAUUAUUCACUUGUUUGCAAUAUUACAAAAGACUGUGUGCAUAAUCUGGUCAAGAAAUGCAGGAACCUUGAGUAUUUUUCAAUUCACAUGUCAGCAUUUGAUGGGGAAACACUCAAAAUAUUCUCUACACCAAGGAGAAGAUCCAUCAAAGUCUUAUCAUUGUUUUGCCAAAGAGAAGAUAAGUACACAUCUGAUAUUGAUUCUGAUGACUGGGCAUCUCUCUGUAAAACAUGUCCAGAACUUCGUGUAAAGUUUUACUUUGAUCAUACUUGCCCCAUUUUUAGAGUUAAAGAAAUCUUAAAGCCCAUAAUACCAGUUAGCAUUUUAAAACUACGUCUUCUUGCCACUGUGACAGAUCUCAUUUACUUAGCUGCCAAUAGUUACACAGAAACUUUAGAAAUUUUUGAUGUGACAACUACAUCUAGUAGAGAACUAGAUACUGCCAUCCUGUUUUUGGCAACUAACUGUUGGAAGCUGAGAGAAUUGCAUGUCUGGUGUAGACUAGCAAAGUCUGUUGUUGACCAAAUAUUAUCUCUAUGUGAAUUUGAAAAAUACACGCUUGCAUUUAAUGUAGAGUGCGAGCAAUAAGCAGCCUAUGUUUUGCCCUUUUUGAUUCAAGAUGCACUUUUUGUUUUCUAUAAAUUGAAAUUGUACAUACUUCUAUGCACUUUAAACGAAAAGUUUGAGCUAGAGCCACAUAAAGUUUGCCUUGGUCCACCAUUGACAAGAUAUUUACAUGGGGCGAUUUGAGAAAGUCAACUGACAAUGAUGGUAUGGCCAAGAAAUAUGCAACGUGACCAUGCUCUCCGAAAAAUUCAAAAUAAUUUUCCAUGAAGACUUUGUGAGUAGGGAUGAAUUUAUUACUAUAAUAAAGUUCAGCAUGCAAAACUGAAUUUUGAACAAACCGUAAUGUAGUAUUUAGCAAUAUUUUGGCUCCAGGGUGAAAUAUAGGGUAAAUUUGGCUUAGAGCUUAGACAUGCAAGUGGCACAUUAACAUGAAGGUUUUAAGGGGCCACAGCCCCCAACCUUCUAAAAGGGGCCCUGUACCUAAGAAAAAAAUAGAAAUUUUUAGAAAAAGUGCCUGCAGUUGUUUUUGGCACCAAGCCCUGCAGUCUCGAAAAACCUUACGCCUCCACUCAAAUAUUCUAAGACCUUUUCCUCAAGACUAUUUUCCUUUCUUGAAACAAGGUUUAAAGUGUGCCUAACAUUUGAUAACUGCAUGUGAGUAAAUAAUGGUAUGCCAGAUGCUUGGGCUGUUAGUUUUUAGCUGAAAUAAGAAUUCUAGAAACAUAAAAUGUAUACCAGGUAUCCUUAAAUUGUCAUGAAGAAAAGGACAAUAUAACUGCAAGACAAAUAGCCUACAAAAUAUGAUAGUACCAAUCACAAUGUUGAUGAUUAUAACCUGAACAGAUCUAGUGUUUCCUAAGUUACUUUUGUCGAAUGUUUUUUUUGUAAACAAUUUAUGGUGGUACAAAACUUAAAAUGGCUUUGAAGAAAGCAAGCAAAUGUUUGAGUAUACUAAAAGCUUUUCAUCUGACACUUUUAAGAGUAAAGAAUGUCAGAACAUAGAUUAAAAACUCUGCACUAGGAAAUAUAUAUAUACCCAGUUGUGGAUCAAAAUAGGCCAAUCAGAAACAUGAGCACAUGACUGUUUAGGGUUGCCCAAUCAGUGCUGCUUGCCUAUUGAGAAUGUUACCAAUGGAGUCCUAAGAUGAAAACGACCUCCUUGGCCUAUUUUUGAUCCACAACUGGGUAUUAUAUUUCCUAGCAUAGCAUUUUUUCUCUAUGUUCUGACAUUUUAUAUUCUGAUGAGUGUCAGGCAAAAAGCUUUAAUAUACUCUAAUCUUUGCUGUUUUCAAAUCCUUGUGGUUAACUUUGUAAAAUAAGUAUUUUAUAGAUAAAGGUUUUUAAGCAAUUAUUCAGAUGAUUAUUUUGUGAUGUAAUCUUAGAAUUUUCUAGUUUUUGGAUAGCUCCUAGAAUUUUUUUAGAAGAGCAUUUUUUACAAGAGCACUUUUGAAAUACUCAUAUUUUAUGUUUAUUUUUCUGUAAUUUAUGCUGAAUUUGUUUAUUUAUGCUUUUCACAUUCUCAAUAAAGGUGUUUUAACUUUGGCCUUCCACAUCCUGGAAUUUGUCUUUAAAGAAAUUUUGAUCAUGAAAAUCUUUGCUUGACAUUGCUCAACAAGAUUCAACACUCAACAGAGUGGCUGAAGCGCGAUACUCCCUCCUCCAAAUUAGCCUUUCAGCUUUGCUGUCCCCAACAGCUAGCUGAACAUGCUUGUUGGAUGUUUUUCAUUCAACAGUUCAAUUCAUUUGACCAAGGCUUAAGCCACUGAUUUCAGAAAUCAAGACAACAACUUUAGACUAGCAAGAGACCAGCUCUUUGGAAUGAAUUUUUCAACUACUCUUUGUUGUUACAAAAGUUUAAUAAAGAAUGAUUUUACUGUACAAAAUUAUUUAUAUACAAGGACCUUUUGUGACAAUUAGAUUGAGAUAGAUUAAAUCCUUUACUGAAACCUAAAAUAUAUAUUGGAAUGAUCCAGUUGCAUACCCAGGGCUGCAGCAGAGAGGGGCUGGGGCUGGGAAAAUAUUUUGGGACCACGCCCUUAAAACACUGGCAAAUGCAGGGAACGCCCUUUUUUCAAAAUAUUCCCCAAUUAUUUGAUUAAUGUUAGCUACGGUAAAUAGCAAAGUAUUUUACAAUUGUUAUUGACACAAGAAUACAGUAUACUACCCCCCCCCUCCCCUCCCCACACGAGUUUUACAUCGCUUUUGGACAAAUUUCAAGGACCAUAUUUUAGAAAAAUGGGGGUCCAGACCUCCCUAUUACCCCCCCCCCUGGUAACGCCACUUGAAUGAUUGGUUUGAAUGAAUUGGUUUAAUAUUUUGAAAUUUGAUGAAUCUCUUUACAAAUUUCUUCUUUCUUGGUUUAAGAAUGUCCAGGUUCUUUGUUCUUGACUUUGCAAACUUAACUUCAAACAGCCAACUUUUAGUGUUCUUUUAAGUUCUAGAAGCAGAGCCAGGGCAACAUGCUGGGCAUACAUUAUUCAGAGAUUGUAAGGACAGGUCAUGAACUCAAAAAAGUUUAAAUCACAACGCUUAAGACCUGCCUUGCAAUGUUUGUUUUCCGAAAAAAGAUUUUCAGAACACGAGGAGAUUUUCUGGAGGAAGGGUGAAC